Bactrocera dorsalis (oriental fruit fly) is the source of this 1002-nucleotide messenger RNA. Its product is annotated as GPI ethanolamine phosphate transferase 2-like. Lineage: Eukaryota; Metazoa; Arthropoda; Insecta; Diptera; Tephritidae. The record is from RefSeq and is a predicted model, not a curated record. Gene Ontology annotation, cellular component: endoplasmic reticulum membrane. Gene Ontology annotation, biological process: GPI anchor biosynthetic process.
AGCUGAUUUCUGUGAUUGUUUUUGAUUUAUUUUCAAUAAAUUUUUGAUUAAUCGGUGACUGCCAUGGGAUCAAUUUCAAAUCGUGUUAAAUUUUAAAUAAAAUUAGGAAAUUGUUUUCUUCUUCGAUGAUUGUUAUGCGAAUACGGCAUUACAGAUGGAAAAAUCAAGUACUAUUAGAUAUUUUCUAAUGUGGAUGAUAGUGACGUUUAUUUUUGGCGCGUCAAUUUUUCUAACUGGCUUCUUUCCCAUAAACAAUUAUGCAUUAGACCCUGCAGUAGCUGAAGGCCAACCAAAAGAUUUAGAUGGAUUGAGUUUAACGCCGCCAACUCAAAUUUACGCACAAACCAUACUAAUGCUGGUGGAUGCUCUACGUUUCGAUUUUGCCAGUCAAAGUGGUAUGGAGUUUUCUUACAACAACUCGUGUAAUCGUCUGAAAUUGCGAGUGAAUAUUCCUACUGUUACCAUGCCGCGGCUUAAAAGCUUAACAACCGGCACCAUUUCAAAUUUUAUUGAUAUAGUCCUAAACAUUGGUCAUGUUGAGCAGCUUGCAGACUCUUUAAUGCACCGCUUACAAGUACGUAAUGAAAUUACAGUUUUUGCCGGUGAUCGUACUUGGAUAAGUCUCUUUCCAAAACAAUUUACACGUUUUACCGCUAACUCAGAUUCAUUUUAUGUAAAUGACUUUUAUGAGGGUGACAAGAAUGUGACAGAAGUACUGACCAAAGAAUUACAAAAUGACGACUGGAUGUUGCUGGUGCUUCAUUAUUUGGGCUUAGAUCACAUUGGACAUGUUGAAGGUAGUGAUAGCUCUAAAAUCCCGCUUAAGCUAAAAGAAAUGGAUGACGUUGUGCUAAAGCUCUACAAAGCAAAGCAUUUUCACAGGCAGCUACUAAUAUUAACUGGUGACCACGGUAUGCGAGAUGGUGGAGGCCAUGGUGGGAGUACAGCUGGUGAAUUGUAUGUGCCAUUAUUUGUUCUCAAAGAAAAUUGCACUACAAAGGG